AUGGGAUGGGGUGGUGGGGCAAGUGCCCCAUCCAUCGUCCAGAGUCUGUCGGCGCGGGCCACUGCACAGCAGGGCGAGGGUCGGAGCACCCACGUGGUGGGAAAGUUUCGAGGUAGCAAAAUGCGGCCCGGCACCGCAGGGUGGGUGGGUCGGGACGCAGAGGGCCGAUUUGCCCCUACUGGCGAAAGCAGAAAGCAAAAAGCGGAGGCGAGCGGGGUUGGGCGGGGGAGCGGGCAGCACCGACCUGAACAGAUUCCGCCUCCCCCUCCGCCCCCGGGAAGCCCGAGUGGGUUGGCGCGGACCGUCUCCUCCCGCACGGCCAGGACGACACUCCUCCGCCCCCCUUUCUGCCGACGUCUAUCUCCACGCGCGCGCACAUAUGGAGAUUGUGCGGCUUUUUUACCCCUCGGGAUAAAAAACGGGGAGUGUAAAAGAGAGGGCAAAGCGAAGAACUCCUCCUCGGCGCGCUCUGCUCUCCGCGCGCGGCUGGGCGCAGAGACGCCGCCGCCACCGCCCGCUCUGCCCGGCCUGCGGCGUGUGCCACCGGGCGGCUUCCAGGACACCUGUACGUCGUGCGGCGGCUUCCGGCGGCCGGAGGAGCUGGGCCGGGUGGACGGCGACUUCCUGGAGGCGGUGAAGCGGCACAUCUUGAACCGCCUGCAGUUGCGGGGUCGUCCCAACAUCACGCACGCCGUGCCCAAGGCCGCCAUGGUCACAGCUCUGCGCAAGCUGCACGCGGGCAAGGUGCGCGAGGACGGCCGCGUGGAGAUCCCGCACCUCGACGGCCACGCCAGCCCGGGCGCCGACGGCCAGGAGCGCGUCUCGGAAAUCAUCAGCUUUGCGGAGACAGAUGGCCUGGCCUCUUCCCGUGUCCGCCUGUAUUUCUUCAUCUCCAAUGAAGGCAACCAGAACCUGUUUGUGGUGCAGGCCAGCCUGUGGCUUUAUCUGAAACUCCUGCCCUAUGUCCUGGAGAAAGGCAGCCGACGGAAGGUGCGGGUCAAAGUGUACUUCCAGGAACAGGGCCACGGAGACAGAUGGAAUGUGGUGGAAAAGAAAGUGGACCUCAAGCGCAGUGGCUGGCACACCUUCCCGCUCACAGAGGCCAUCCAGGCCCUGUUUGAGCGAGGUGAGCGGAGGCUCAACCUAGACGUGCAGUGUGACAGCUGCCAGGAGCUGGCCGUGGUGCCGGUGUUUGUGGACCCAGGCGAGGAGUCACACCGGCCCUUUGUGGUGGUGCAGGCCCGGCUGGGGGACAGCAGGCACCGCAUUCGCAAGCGAGGCCUGGAGUGCGAUGGCCGGACCAACCUCUGUUGCAGGCAACAGUUCUUCAUUGACUUCCGGCUCAUUGGCUGGAAUGACUGGAUCAUUGCACCGACUGGCUACUAUGGGAACUACUGCGAGGGCAGCUGCCCAGCCUACCUGGCAGGGGUCCCAGGCUCUGCCUCCUCCUUCCACACGGCGGUGGUGAACCAGUACCGCAUGCGGGGCUUGAACCCUGGCCCUGUGAACUCUUGCUGCAUCCCCACUAAGCUGAGUUCCAUGUCCAUGCUCUACUUUGAUGACGAGUACAACAUCGUCAAGCGCGAUGUGCCCAACAUGAUUGUGGAGGAGUGUGGCUGUGCCUGACGGUGGCAGGCAGGGGCGUGGCGGCAGUAGUGCUUGGGACAGAGCCCCCCAUGGGGGCAUGAGGUGCACAGUGGCUGAGCAUGCUCACUCCAUCGGGCUGCAGAGAGAGUCAGGGUGGGCCCCAAAGCAUUUUCUGCUGCUCUGUAGAGCAACCAGUCAAAACCAGAGGGCGAGCCCUCAACUGACACGAGACUUUCAAAUGCACACGUAGACACGCACAGCCAGACGCAUCCUGCCACCCACACAGCAGCCUCCAGGAUACCAGCAAGUGGAUGCGGCGACAAAUGGCAGCUUAGCUACCAAUGCCCAUCAGUGGCAGAGAAUGGGGUGAGCAGCCCUCAUUCCCACCAGCUGGCCCAGCUACUCUGAAUUGCGCCUUCUGAGCACACAUAAAAGCACAAAGACAGAGACACUGAGAGAAGGAAAGCAAAAGCGAGAGGAGAGAGGGAGGGAGGGAGAGAGGAGAAAGCGCCACUGAGAAGAAAAGCAGGAUGGGGCGUGUGUAGCCAGGCAGAGGGCUGUGCGCCCUGCGUCCCCUUGACCAGUCCUGGGCCUGCGCACUGCCUCAGCUCCUGCUGGAAACAUGUUUGCUUCCUUCCCACCUGGCAUUCUCUGUGCUGCAAGAACAGGGGAGCGGUCCUUCCACACUCUUGGAGAGGGAAAGUGGCCCAGGAAGGACACCGCCUGUCAGACCAUGGCAAGGGGCAAUGACUGUUUGACAGUCACUGGGUCCCUGAUGUGAGUGUGUGUGUGUGUGUGUGUGUGUGUGUGUGUGUGUGUGAUGGGGAGGGAGGGAGAGAAGAGGGGUCUCAAUUUGAUGCUUUAACUGAUCUCCAGCAGCUGACAGGUCAUCCGUGCCAGCUGUAGAACUGAAGAGACUUAUUUGUCAGUUAUCACUUUUAAGUGAAAACCACAAUUGUUCUAAAUGAGAAGAAAAAAGUUGCAAUCUGUGCCCUUUGCUGGGGACAUUCCUCUAGGGCUGCUGGGGGGGGGGAGGAUAAUCACUAGUCAGAGGGAUGAGCCCAGAGGAGGUGAUGGUGGCCGUAGGGGCAUUCUGGAAAUACAGGUAGGGGUUUCCCCAACGCAGGGUGAGAAUGGAGAGCUGCUCGGCUGGUCUUGGAGAGGAGGGAGGCUCGCAGCUGCUUUGCAGAAGUUGCCGUGUGGGUGGGCCCCGGCCAGCAGAGCUGGCUGUGGACAUGGCCCCUGCCUACCCACCUGCCCGCCCGCCCGCCCCGCAUUGCACUUGCAGACCCGCCUGAACACACACGCUGUAGCACUUGCCGAUCUGCGUGUGUCCAGAAGUGGCCGUGGGAACAGUGCUGAGCUGACUUUCCCCGUACACGUCCAAGUGCCACGUGAACUAUGCAAUUUAAAGGGUUGACCCACACUAGAUGAAACUGGACUCCAACAACUCUUUUUAUAUUUUUUAUACUUGAAAUGAAAUCCUUUGCUUCUUUUUUAAGCGAAUGAUUGCUUUUAAUGUUUGCACUGAUUUAGUUGCAUGAUUAGUCAGAAACUGCCAUUUGAAAAAAGAAGUUAUUUUUAUAGCAGCAAAAAAAGAAUACAGUUAAAUGUAUUAUACAUAAUUUUGGAACCAAAGAGGCCAACAGAUCAGUUUUAAUUUUUAUUAGAUGGUGAGGCCAUCUUACCUGAGGCAAACGUUCUGAACAAUCCUUUGAGUGGCCUGCCAAUGUUUCAGGGUAUAAAUGGAUUUUGUUUAUUCAGUUUGAUAUGUCUUUUCUAUCCUUACACACCCAGAAGGUAGAGUAAAAAUGACUGUGGUAGAAUUCAGGUGUGUAUCCUUAAAUCCUCAUCUUUAUGUUUAUUUAAUAAAGCUCCCCUUAGGUUCUGUUUCAUAAUAAUUUAAAACCAAACAGUUUCCCCAUAGACUGGCUGUUAAAGUAUUUUGCGUCUGUGUACAGUUUAAGAAAAUAAAAGAUUGA
Messenger RNA from Octodon degus (degu), 3569 nucleotides. It is a transcript of the gene Inhbb, whose product is annotated as inhibin beta B subunit. The record is from RefSeq and is a predicted model, not a curated record. Gene Ontology annotation, biological process: BMP signaling pathway; SMAD protein signal transduction. Bases 1 to 1626 code for a protein of 541 amino acids. The transcript is spliced from 3 exons. Gene Ontology annotation, cellular component: extracellular region. Gene Ontology annotation, molecular function: cytokine activity; growth factor activity. NCBI's taxonomy places the organism in Eukaryota, Metazoa, Chordata, Mammalia, Rodentia, Octodontidae.